Messenger RNA from Trypanosoma grayi, 2031 nucleotides. RefSeq lists its product as hypothetical. Gene Ontology annotation, molecular function: protein kinase activity; ATP binding. The record is from RefSeq and is a predicted model, not a curated record. NCBI's taxonomy places the organism in Eukaryota, Euglenozoa, Kinetoplastea, Trypanosomatida, Trypanosomatidae. Gene Ontology annotation, biological process: protein phosphorylation. Bases 1 to 2031 code for a protein of 676 amino acids. The transcript has a single exon.
AUGCAGGCACACACGUGCAAACGUCACGGGUCCCGCAGAGUGGGCCCAGGCGCAAAACGCCCACGGUGUGAGCAUGGGGGCCUCCAAACUGAGGCGAACGAACAACUGGCGGCAGCGUCAUUCGAGCAUUGCAGCAUAGAGGGCGACGGGGCGUUGCUCACUGGCUCCUCUGUGAGGGACAGUUCUGGCACCAGAGCCUACUCAUCAUCAGCGUCAUCGUCAUCGCGGUCCAUGUCGCCUGUUUUCCCCACCGCUCUGCCGCGUGGCACCCGUAUAAGGCAACUCAUUGGGAGAGGCAACAACGCCACCGUGUAUGUUGCGGAGAGAGUUACUGACGAGGAUUUUUCCCAUGGCGAGGAGAAUGAGGCGGCCGCUCGCGCAGAGCAACUACAACCACCACCAACACCACCACCGCAAAAACAACAGCAACAACUGCAGACGCAGUUACAGCUGAACGUGCAGGAUGGAGCACCAGCCGAGUCCCGAGAGCGAAAGGAUGCUGGAUGCGACGAGGCUGAUGCGGGAAGUGCGGCGACUAAUCAAGGCAAAUUGAUUGCCGUGAAAUGCAUGCCUUCAUCGUCGCGGCACCUGCAGCGUGAGAAGGAGUGUUUGGAGCACUUGAACAAGUGCUACGACCAGUUGGAGGAAGAGGCGCGAAGCAACACCAGAGAAUCCUUGGUGAAUGGUGAAGGGUGCUUUGGACAACUAUUAAAGCCUACUUGUAUUUUUCCGCGUCCUUUCCCAAGACUUCUUUUUGCUAGGCAAGUGGGACAAGAUGCCGCACUUGGGUUGGAACGCCUUGGCGCGGACUUGUUCGCCUUCACGGAGAGACAUGUGCUGCGUGAGGAGGAGUUGUGUGUUGUGGGGAUGGAGCUCAUACGAACGCUAGCCGUCGUCCACGAGUUGGGCACAGUUCACCGCAGUGUCAAACCGGAGAACUUCUGCUGGAAUCCAGAGGUGCUUGGCGGGACUUGGGACCGUACUACGCCUCAUCAGCACCAUGACGGUGAAAGACGCCCUGUCGAAGGUACGUCUGGCUACAUGUUCAAGAUCAUUGAUUUUGGACGUGGAACUGUCAUCACCGGGGACUCACCGUCAACGCCGUCCUCGUCGUACGAGGAGCCCUACAGCGGUUGGUGGCACAGUCUACGCGGGUUUUUAGGGAAACCGCUGGGGCAGAAGGAUGACCUGAUGGGGGUGGUGCACACGAUCGGCUAUCUUCUGGAUGACUACAUCCGGGAUCAGUGUGCGUCGAGUCUGUCAUCGUCACGGUCGUCUUCGCACAGUCGGGCAUGCGACUCGUCUUGCAGCAGCAAGUCGACAGCCUCCUGCUCCUUUUCCUCCUUCUCCUCUUCCAUGGAGAAGGGGCCGGCGGGGGGCUGCCAGACGGCAGCGGACUCCCGCACAAAAGAAGUGAUCGAUGCGCAGUGCUUCGAGGGAGGGAUGAGCGAUGCCACGCCGAAAAGGGCGUCAUCGCCGAGUGAGCAAAAAACGUCUACGCGAAAGUGCCGGUCGUAUUCGUCAUGCCGGCAUAAAUUCGCGGACAAGAUUUCAGACAUCUACGAAGUCGUCGAACGACAGUAUCGGCGGGAGGUGGAUACGGGCCGCGGCCGGCAAAGAGUUGGAGCGCACAAGAAACACCACAGCGGCUGCUCUCACGAUGCCGUGGAGCGGCGCAAUACGCGGCGUGCGUGGAUUGUGCGGCGCAUUGAAGAGGAGUUCCUGCCGACGCUGCUGCCCGACCGCUACUUCCCUCCCACAAUGCCGCAAUGGUGGGUGGAGUGGUUCGCUGCAUGCAACGCGUGGUGCGAGGACGACUCGGUGUCAACUGCAGAAAUGACAGAAAGGAUGAUGCACACACUUCGACAGCAACUGCUGGUGUGCGGUGGGGCGGUGCCCAGCAUGCGGCAAAGCCUGGAAGAGUUGUACCUGCUAUACGUAAAGGAAGAACAAAACGAAGCGGAAAAGGAAGUUAGUGAACCUGCUACUAUCACACUGACAGAGGAAGAAAGGGACAAUGACGCCCGGUAA